Molecule: messenger RNA, 903 nt
Organism: Dracunculus medinensis (Guinea worm)
Lineage: Eukaryota; Metazoa; Nematoda; Chromadorea; Rhabditida; Dracunculidae
Source: the annotation of a GenBank genome assembly
AUGCAUUUGAAAUUUAUCAGUAAUGAUCAAUUGAAGAUCGCAUUUAUACCGGUACAAAUGCAAACAGCACCUGAUUCGAAGCCAAUGCUUGCAAAUUUACAACCAGCACCAACGAUGCAACAGCUACAUACGGUGGAAAUGCAACCGAUUGCACCACAACAACAACAGUCACAACAGCAACAACCACCGCAGCAGCAACAACCAAAACAGGAAAUGGGCAGUUGCAGUUUAACUGCCGCACAUCAGCGAAUCACCGUCGGAAGUCUCCAUUUUCAACAAGAUCCAAAUGAUCCUCAAAAAUGGAUAAUAACGAAUGAAUCAGGUGAGGCGCCAAUUACUGGAUUAUCCCAAGGAUCAGUUGUAAAUAGACAGCCAGAAUAUGAUGUGACACCAAGUGCAUCUACAAUAAAUACAUCUAUGCAGCUGUCAUUUAAACAAAAAACGCCGAAGAGAACGGCUUGUAGUUGCCCAAAUUGUGUCAAUAAUUCGAAUAACAAAGUGCGAACUGGUGAAAAGCAACGUCUUCAUGUUUGCCAUAUUUGCGAUAAAACAUAUGGUAAGACUUCGCAUUUGCGAGCCCAUUUACGCGGACACGCUGGACAAAAACCGUUUGCUUGCGACUGGCCGCAUUGUCAAAAACGCUUUACGAGAUCGGAUGAACUGCAAAGACAUCGACGAACGCAUACAGGCGAAAAGCGUUUUUCGUGCGGUCAAUGUGGCAAAAAAUUCAUGCGUUCAGACCAUUUGACCAAACACGAGCGAACACAUUCAACAGUGAGAGGACAUAAUGCGCAUAAUAGUCAUAAUGCUCACAAUGCUCAGCAACAACAACAGCAGCAUGUUGGUGAAAGUGGUCAACGUAUAUCUGACCUCUCGAAAAAUUAUCGACCUCCAAUUAAAUAA